CGAAAUGAAGCUUGAUUCUCUCAAUCCCAAUGGCUAUCCAUCUUUCUUUAUCAUCUACAAGCCAAGGGUGAAAAUCAGCUUUUUGUAUCUCUGGCAUUUGGUUUCUGCGCCCUUACUUUCCAUCAAGAAAACAUGUGAAUUUGAAUAUAGUCCAGAUAGACCCCAAGAAUUUGUUUAGUCAUAUUGAGAAACCAAACGACAAUCUAUCUCUUUAUUAAACUCAUACGUUUUUUUUUUUCUUUUCCAACAACUGAACUAAAACCAAAUACUCCGUAUCAUUCAGGAAUUGCUUAUUUAUGUUUCUUGAAGUUUUUUACUUGAUGUGACAAGCCAAACUAACACAUCAAAGAAGUCUAAUCAUCAUCAUGUAUGUUCAAAUUUCUUACUGUUCUAAGUAUGGGAACCGAUGAUCUUCCCUAUUUGUAACUUCUUCUGUACAAAAUACUUGCUGGGUUUCUGCAAUCAGUACAAAUGAAGGUUAAUCCUCAUGGCUACCCCUCGUUCAUGAAGACUUAUGUUGGUGAAACACGCUACUGGGAGAGAAUUCAAAUACCCUCUAAAUUUGUGGACACUCAUAAGAACAACUUGGGUAAAAGCACAUGGGUUCUGAAAACAGAAGAUGGAACAUCAUGGUCCAUGGAGAUCAUACGAGAAGGAACAGAAUAUUUCUUCGGCAGAGCGGAUUGGGAGAAGUUCGCAAAGCAUCACGACCUACGAUUCGGAGACCAGAUCAUGGCUUUUCUUGUGGGAAAUUCUGUGUUUGAAGUUAUGCUUUACAACCAAACUACUUGUUGCCAGAUUUUGAAUCCCAACCCUAACCACACUGCUAAUGAACCAUCAGAGAUCAAUGAAGCUUCAAAAAAUGGCAGGAAACACAAGAGGAAGUAUGAAUUUCGCAAGAAGGCAAAAAGUUCAGAUAUCAAAGAUGAAAUCUUUGACACCAAGAAUGUAAAGCAAGAAGAUGGGGUGCAGAUUAAUAGAUUCAGUACUUUUAAUCUCAACGCGAAAUGCCCUUACUUCGAAACCAUUAUAAAGAUGAGUCACCAGACUUUCAUGUGUGUUCCUAUGGAUUUUGCACGGGAGACGGGAAUAAUUCAUCAGAAGAGAAUCGAGCUGAGAGGCGAAAAGGGGAGGAGGGAGACAAUGCAGGUCGAGCGCUUACACAAUAGAGUCAAACUGAGCAAAGGCUGGAAGUCUUUUAAGAAAGCUAACAAAAUAAGGAGCGGAGACAAGUGUUCGUUCACUUUGGUUAAUCCCGAUUGUCUGUUUGUUAAAAAACUCCGCCACUAGAGCCGAUCAGAUAAGAAUAUCAUCAGCUAGCCAUGGCUGCCCAUGAAUUGAUGAUAACUGGAAGCUGUUGGCCCUCGUUUUCGAUCUUUUCUGUUGGUCUGUAUAUCUAAAUUCUGUUGGCAUUGUUUUUGCUAGCUUUUGGCUUUUGUUUGUUUUGACUGCAAAACAACCAUUUCGGUUACAAAUGUUGGAUUCAAUCUUUUUGUUCUAGCAGGUGUGCUUGUCUGUUCUUGUGGUUUAUGUAUGGAAGAUGGUUAAACUAGCUUUAUAAACAGUGAUUGAUAGAUUCCUAA
Messenger RNA from Ipomoea triloba (trilobed morning glory), 1583 nucleotides. Its product is annotated as B3 domain-containing protein REM17-like. Lineage: Eukaryota; Viridiplantae; Streptophyta; Magnoliopsida; Solanales; Convolvulaceae. Gene Ontology annotation, molecular function: DNA binding. The transcript has 3 exons. The coding region runs from base 472 to 1290 and encodes 272 amino acids. The record is from RefSeq and is a predicted model, not a curated record.